AUGAUACCACCCCCCUCUCCCACUCCAAACCCACUGCUUUCCUUUCAAGUUCAAGCAAGAGCUUCGAAAGUGGCCUCCGGACUAUUCACAGACUAUCGUAAACUCCUCCUCCUGACCCCGCUGGUCACCAGCACGGGGCCCCUCAUCCUCUUCUUCUACUCCGCCUUCACCCACCCCCCGAUCCGCGCCAAAUCUAAUGCCUUGCUUCCACGCUGGUUCCAGCGCGUCUUCGAUCAGAACAUCUAUCUUCUUAUUGGGUUGAACAUGGUUACCAUCUCUACGGCGACGGCAGUCCUCACCCUACUGAAUGUGAGCGAUGUGACCAUUUCGAAAGGCAGUCGGAAGUUGUUUUUGGCGGGACUGAUCGGGACGUGCGCGCAUUUCAUCUUCGCGCCGACAAUGCUAGGCAUUAUUGAAAACAUUACGACUGAUCGGACGGGCAAUUGUACGGAGGAUAUGGAGCAUUGGUUGAGA
Penicillium samsonianum is the source of this 474-nucleotide messenger RNA. RefSeq lists its product as uncharacterized. The record is from RefSeq and is a predicted model, not a curated record. The transcript has 2 exons. Lineage: Eukaryota; Fungi; Ascomycota; Eurotiomycetes; Eurotiales; Aspergillaceae. The annotation marks the transcript as partial.